UUCUUUUCCUAUUGGGUGGCCAGAGCCGCCAACAUUCAAACUAAAAAAUAAUAUCUCACUGACUGAUUACUUGCAACAUUUCGUGUAUACAGACACCGAUUUUAGAAGUGAAUCAGAACCUAUUCAAAAAAAAAAGUAAAAUGCCGGUUGAAAAUCUUGAAGAACAGGGCCUUGAGAAAAACCCCAACUUGGAGCUCGCGCAAAUAAAAUUUUUGCUCAGUCUGCCGGAACAUAAUCAGGAUAAAGCUUUAUCGGAGAAAUUACUAUCAGCGAUCAAGACAGACAAUAUGAGCCCAUGGUAUGAAGAGGUUUGCAAAGAUCUAGGAUGGACCAUUGAUCAGAAACUCUUGUCCGAUAUGAAGGAAAUUAAUCGUAAGAAAAUCGAAGAACUGGACGCAGUUAUUGAAGAUGCAGAGAAAAACUUGGGGGAAAUGGAAGUGAGAGAGGCAAAUUUGAAGAAGUCGGAAUAUCUGUGCCGGAUUGGUGACAGGGAAGGUUCCAUUUCAGCUUUUAGAAAAACCUAUGAAAAAACGGUUUCGUUGGGCCAUCGACUAGAUAUCGUUUUUCACAACAUUCGUAUUGGUCUAUUCUAUCUGGAUCACGACCUCAUUACAAGGAAUAUUGAAAAGGCUAAAAGUUUGAUCGAAGAAGGCGGUGACUGGGAUCGUCGCAAUCGACUGAAGGUUUAUCAAGGAGCUUAUUGUGUUGCCAUCCGAGAUUUCAAAUCUGCUGCCAAUUUCUUCUUGGAUACCGUGAGCACAUUCACCAGCUAUGAGCUAAUGGAUUACGCAUCUUUCGUUCGUUAUGCAGUGUAUGUUUCGAUGAUCAGUUUGCCUCGCAAUGAACUUCGUGAUAAGGCUAUUAAGGGAUCCGAAAUUCAGGAAGUGUUGCAUCAACUACCGGAUGUCAAGGAAUAUUUAUUUUCGUUGUAUAAUUGUCACUACUCGGAAUUCUUCAAAAACCUAGCACAUGUUGAAACAGUUCUCCGUAAAGAUGUUCUAUUCCAUCCUCAUUACCGUUUCUAUGUCCGAGAGAUGAGAGUUCUCGCGUAUACUCAAUUGCUGGAAUCCUAUCGCUCCCUCACUCUACAAUAUAUGGCGGAUGCGUUUGGAGUAGAUUUGGAUUAUGUUGAUGCCGAGUUAUCGAGAUUCAUUGCAGCUGGACGUUUGCAUUGUAAGGUUGAUCGCGUUGGUGGCAUCGUAGAAACGAAUCGGCCGGAUAGCAAAAACUGGCAAUAUCAAGCCACUAUUAAACAAGGUGACAUUCUUCUGAAUCGCGUACAGAAACUUAGCAGAGUAAUUAAUAUAUAAAAUAUUCAACAUUAUACUUUUCGAUAUCAAUUGUUCACUAGAAUCCAUAACGAAAUAAACAUUGAAACAGCUUGUCUUGAACUGAUAUAAAUAG
Molecule: messenger RNA, 1404 nt
Organism: Toxorhynchites rutilus septentrionalis
Lineage: Eukaryota; Metazoa; Arthropoda; Insecta; Diptera; Culicidae
Gene: Rpn7
Product: 26S proteasome non-ATPase regulatory subunit 6
Exons: 2
Coding region: 141-1310 (389 amino acids)
Biological process (GO): proteasome-mediated ubiquitin-dependent protein catabolic process
Cellular component (GO): proteasome regulatory particle
Source: RefSeq, a predicted model, not a curated record